Molecule: messenger RNA, 2370 nt
Organism: Ruditapes philippinarum (Manila clam)
Lineage: Eukaryota; Metazoa; Mollusca; Bivalvia; Venerida; Veneridae
Product: neuronal acetylcholine receptor subunit alpha-5-like
Exons: 4
Coding region: 124-1368 (414 amino acids)
Biological process (GO): regulation of membrane potential; chemical synaptic transmission; nervous system process
Cellular component (GO): synapse; membrane; neuron projection
Molecular function (GO): neurotransmitter receptor activity; extracellular ligand-gated monoatomic ion channel activity; transmembrane signaling receptor activity
Source: RefSeq, a predicted model, not a curated record
UCUUUUUGUCUUUAGUCAUGUGAAUAGACCAAAGCUUUUAGCAUGUUUGAUACUGAAUAAAAGGGGGCUCAUUAUUUUUGUGUGUUUGUAUUGCAUACUUAUUGGUAUUGUACACAAGAAAAAAUGGACUUUGUUUCGGUUAAGAUACUUGUGAUCGUGUUAGAAGCGUCUACGCUUACUUUGGCCUAUUCUAUAAACGAUACAAAGGAUCUACUGACAGAAUUAUUUACUAGUAACUCAUACAACAAGAAAGUUCGACCCAUUAAAGACCAGGACAAAGAAGUGAAUGUUACAAUUACAUUUCAAAUAAGCGCUAUAACUCAGUUCGAUGAACAAGAAGAAAGUCUGACCACUGCUGGAUAUCUAAGUGUCGAAUGGGUAGACGAAAUGCUAGCAUGGGCAACAGCGGACCACAACGGUAUUUCCCGACUUAUUGUGCCACAAGAUGAUAUAUGGAAACCAGAUAUUUCCCUUCGAAAUUCUUUCAGCUCUUUCAAAGGUCUCGGUUCAUCUUAUUUCAACGCAUGGAUAAUAAGUAAUGGAGAUGUGCAAUGGGAACCAUUCCAGAUAUUCAAAUCAACAUGCUCCGUAGAUAUAACGUUCUUCCCUUACGAUUCACAGACAUGUGAGAUGAAAUUCAUAGCGUGGAGUUACUCAAAGAAUGAAGUAAAGUUUUUUCUAUCGUCUGGAAUAAUGAAAACAGAUUAUUCGGAAAGUGCAACGUGGGAAAUUGCAAAAAUGUCAUCAAAGGCUUCAAAUGAGGACACUCCGACAAUCAUAUUCACGUUGAAACUAAACAGGAAACCCCUCUUCUACGUGUUAAACAUGAUCGUUCCAGUAAUAUUACUAUCAUUUAUGAACAUAUUUACGUUUGCGCUUCCGGUCAAAUCCGGAGAAAGGGCCUCGUAUGCAGUGACACUUUUCCUAUCAAUUUCCGUCUUUCUUACUAUCAUAGCCUCAGAAUUUCCCAAGAAUUCAGACAAUCUCUCAAUCCUAGCACUGUAUUUAAUUCUUAUGACUAGUGUGUCCACGAUCUUUGUUCUUGUCUCUGUUUUGCAAAUUCGUCUAGUAAACAGGGACGAGGAAAACAUGGUGAUUGGAACGUUUUACAAAUUGCUCCUUCGACUUGUGAAUGUAUUGAUAUGUAACAAAUGUAAUGGUAGGAAGAAAAAAGUUGAUGCCAUUGGAGAAAGUAAGGACACAGAUAAUUCUGGCAUCCCCGACCAGUCCGAAGCAGAAGCAGAAGUCACGUGGUUAGAUGUGGUACACGCAAUGGACUUUCUUUGCUUCUGGAUUGGCAGCUUUGUCAUUUUUGUCGUCACGUUGACGAUAAUGCUUCUUUUACUGAAUAAUCCCCAGAGAAACUAACAUUUUGCUAAUAGCAGUCCCAUACGAGUGACAAACUAUUCACUGUAAUGGUUCACAAUGCACUGUUUUGAUUUUGAUUCUUUGAUAUGUUCUUUAUAUCAUAGAUUUUCAUUGUUAUAAAUGGGUGAAAGCAGGGUCUUUCAAAUAGAUAUUUGAAAGACCCUGGUGAAAGCAAACAUAAGGGCGAAACUAUAUGAAAAAUACAUCGAUAAAAUAUUCAAGUUUUAUAAUACAUGUACUAAUACAAGCACACUUGUAAUUGACUUAACAACAUUCAACAUUAGACAAGUUAUUUAACAAGAUUUACAAGAUAUUAUUAUUGAAUAGCUACUAAAGAAUCACUAGUAAGAAAGUUUGUAAAGUGUAAUUAUACAUUAUAAAUAUUUCAUAUUCUUACGUUUCUUUCUCACGUUCAAUUCCUGUCUCUUUGAAUAUAUUUGGAAUGAAUAUGUAUCAUAGUAUUUAUAGUAGUUACAUUAAAUAACUCUAUUUAGUAUUCAAAGCUUAGAAUCCGGAAUUUGAACUCCAUUUUCAUUAAUUUCAGGGUAGAGUGAAUGAGUAAUUUUACUGUCCCCUGCUUAAAAAUCACAUUUAAAAUUAACAUAAACAAUAAAAGACGUUGUCGCAGAUAUUGCGACAUACAUGUUUCUUUAUAGAAUUUUAUUUGUUAUAAAAGAUCAUUUUCUUGGCAAGUUGCUUUAAAGUACUAUUUAAAGUAGUCCGACGGUGAAGUAUUGUGCACGAGAUAUCAAUGCAAUGUAUUCAUGUUUCACAUGCUUUUCUUGUCAUGCUUAAUUGUAAAGGCGUGGAAAAUUUUGCCUUAAAUAGGGAAAUUUUAUGUGUUAUAAUGUUUAUGAAAUAAAAUUAAUAAUUAAAACUGAUUUGUUAAUGAAAAAAUAGUUUUGUUAAAUAAUUGGAUUAUAUUUGUGAUUAUUAAAUAAAAUUGUAAACAUGGAUAAAUAUUUAUAACGUUAAGUAGAAAUCAAUUUAAAUAAAUUAAUA